AUGUCUAACGUCAGCUUACAGGUGCGUAGAGCCGUGCCUUCUGUGGAUCCUAUCGUUUCAGACUAUGCGGUUGGUUAUAUCCAGCAUAUUUCCCAUGCCACUGAAGAUUCUGUUUCUGCCCAACAGCUUGAUAUUGCGAAAGAACUUGGGUUUUUAGAAAAAUUGUUGGUGGACGCUGGCGGGUCGGCUGACCAGGUGGAAAAGCUCACCAAGUCUGUUUCCGAGCAGCUCACGGCCAAGCUCAAGGAAAAUAUGGCCAAAUUGGAGAUCACAGGAGACAAAUCCAAGAGACUUUUGGAUGUCAAUGUGUUGAAACAGAACAAUUCUAAGCGAGACAUCAACUCGUCCUUGGCGCUUCUUGGUGCUUCUAGAGACAUUUCUCAUGCCGGAAGACAAGUGGAGAGUAGAGUUGACAAAAAGAAGUUGGAGAAGCAAGAGAGAAAGAUUGCGAAGAAGGUGGCCAAGAGAAACAACCAGUUUGUCAAGUACGAGGCUUCCAAGUUGUUGAACGAGUCGAAGGGCGAGGACUACGACUCCUUUUACUUGGAGAUCAACCCGCUUGAUUUUGGUUCGAGCGCAGGAAAAUCAAAAGACAUCAAAAUCGACAAUUUCGAUUUGUAUGUGGGUGACGGCAAACGUAUUCUCAGCGAUGCCAGCUUGACCUUGGCCCACGGUAGAAGAUACGGUUUGGUCGGUCAGAACGGUAUUGGUAAGUCUACUUUGUUGCGUGCAUUGUCGAGAAGAGAAUUGACGAUUCCGAAACAUAUUACAAUUUUGCAUGUUGAACAAGAACUCCGAGGCGACGAUACGCCAGCUUUGCAGGCAGUUUUAGACGCCGAUGUUUGGCGUAAAACUUUGAUUCAGGAAGAACAAAAGAUCACCGAAAGAAUUGACGAGAUUGAGAAGUUGAGAAGCGAGUUUGAAGAAGGUUCUAACGAGGUGGUGAAGCUAGACAAUGAAAGAGGUGAUUUGGACAAGCACUUGCAGGAAAUCACGGAAAAAUUAUACGAAAUGGAGUCCGAUAAGGCUGAGAGUAGAGCAGCAUCCAUUUUGUUUGGACUUGGUUUCUCGCAAGAGUCUCAAAGCAAACCUACCAACUCGUUUUCUGGUGGUUGGAGAAUGAGAUUGUCGUUAGCACGUGCUUUGUUCUGUGAGCCCGACUUGUUAUUGCUAGAUGAACCAUCCAAUAUGUUGGAUGUUCCUUCCAUCACGUAUUUGGCCAAGUAUUUGCAAACGUAUUCUGGUACUGUCUUGGUUGUUUCGCACGACAGAGCAUUUUUGAAUGAAGUGGCCACAGAUAUUAUCCACCAACACUCGGAACGGUUGGACUACUACCGUGGCUCUAACUUUGACUCCUUCUACGCUACGCGAGAAGAGAGAAUCAAGAACCAGCGCCGUGAGUACGAAAACCAAAUGGCGUACAGACAGCACUUACAAGCAUUUAUCGAUAAAUUCAGAUACAAUGCGGCGAAAUCGCUGGAAGCCCAGUCCCGUAUCAAAAAGUUGGAGAAGUUGCCUGUUUUGGAACCACCAGAAGACGACAAGAUUAUCACGUUCAAGUUCCCAGAUCCGGAUGGACUUUCGCCACCAAUCUUGCAAAUGCACAACGUUACUUUUGGCUACUCUCCAGAUAAGAUUAUUUUGAAGGAUGUGGACUUGGAUGUCCAGAUGGACUCGCGUAUUGCCUUCUGUGGUGGUAACGGUACAGGUAAGACUACUUUGUUAAAAUUACUUUUGGGCCAACUUUCGCCAUUACUGGGUCACAUCUCUCGUAACGGCAGAUUGCGGGUGGGUUACUUUGCGCAACAUCAUGUGGACUCUAUGGAUUUGAACCUUUCUGCUGUUUCGUGGAUGGCAAAAGCUUUCCCAGGUAAAUCUGACGAGGAGUACAGACGCCACUUGGGAUCCUUUGGUAUUACAGGUACAUUGGGUUUGCAGAAAAUGGAGUUGUUGUCGGGAGGACAGAAAUCGAGAGUUGCGUUCGCGGCGCUUUGUAUGAACCAGCCACACAUUCUUAUUUUGGAUGAGCCUUCGAAUCACUUGGAUACCCAAGGUUUGGACGCACUUGCAGACGCUUUGAUCAACUUCAAGGGUGGUGUUUUGAUGGUGUCGCACGAUGUCUCCACGAUCGAAAGAGUAUGUAAUGAGAUCUGGGUCAGCGAGGAUUCAAAGGUAUCGAAGUUCCCAGGAAACAUCCACGAUUACAAGAAACACAUUUUGAAACAGGCUGACGCAUCUGGUGUUGUGAGAAAACACUAA
Molecule: messenger RNA, 2259 nt
Organism: Clavispora lusitaniae ATCC 42720
Lineage: Eukaryota; Fungi; Ascomycota; Pichiomycetes; Serinales; Metschnikowiaceae
Gene: GCN20
Product: putative AAA family ATPase
Molecular function (GO): ATP hydrolysis activity; ATP binding
Source: RefSeq, a predicted model, not a curated record